This is a messenger RNA of Moneuplotes crassus, 583 nucleotides long. NCBI's taxonomy places the organism in Eukaryota, Ciliophora, Spirotrichea, Euplotida, Euplotidae. The record is from the annotation of a GenBank genome assembly.
AUGAAGGUUGCUCUUCUUGCUUUCUUAAUAAUCCUGGUUGCUGCGGUGAAUGCUAGGUCUUUUAACACUUAUUCCAGGACUAGUCCUUUGUUAUCCAAGAUUUCUCAGCUUAAUGCUGAGCAAACGCCUUUUGAUUUUUACAGAGGAUUCAUUCUUGGAUGGCAAACUCAGCAAAGCCAGCCAGGACAGUGCUAUAAUGAUAAUGGAGCCUUCUUCUCAUCGUUGAACGACACCUGGACUACUUUCAAAAGAGCUUACCGCCCAGAUACUUGGUUCAACUUCUUGGACAGAAUCAGAAUUAAUAUCGACAACUUCGCAAAGUCUCUCCAGAGCUGCCAGAUGCAUUCUAUCUUGACUAAGAUGGAGAGAAUAGUAACUUCAGAGGGAAUACUAGAGGUCUCUGCUAGACUUAUCUCCCAGAUCGUCUUCUUGCAAAACAAUAUCCAGGUCUUCAUGGACAGUCUUGCUACUGGUGAGUACAGAACAGCAGGCAUAGAAGGCGGCAAAUUCUUAUCUGCCAUCAUAGGUGUUACUGUAAACUAGUCACAUCAGAUAAGAUUUUACUUCAUUUGUUUGCUUCAAC